Populus nigra (black poplar) is the source of this 924-nucleotide messenger RNA. RefSeq names its product ubiquitin-conjugating enzyme E2 10-like. Gene Ontology annotation, biological process: protein polyubiquitination. NCBI's taxonomy places the organism in Eukaryota, Viridiplantae, Streptophyta, Magnoliopsida, Malpighiales, Salicaceae. The transcript has 4 exons. Gene Ontology annotation, molecular function: ubiquitin conjugating enzyme activity. Gene Ontology annotation, cellular component: nucleus. The record is from RefSeq and is a predicted model, not a curated record. Bases 186 to 632 code for a protein of 148 amino acids.
CAAAAAGAAUUAGUGUGGACCUUUGCCAAAUACACACCUCUCUUCUCCAGCAUUGCCAAUUCCUCUAUUAAAUACACCACCAUCUUCCCUUCUGCCAGCAUCCAUAUCUUGGUUUUCUUCUCUAGCUUCGCAAUCUUUAUUCUUGAAUUACUCUCUUCCAUACUGCAACAAAGAAAUUGAAUAGAAUGGCAUCGAAAAGAAUAUUGAAGGAGCUCAAGGACUUGCAGAGAGAUCCCCCAACUUCAUGCAGUGCAGGUCCUGUGGCUGAGGAUAUGUUCCAUUGGCAAGCCACCAUCAUAGGUCCAAAUGACAGUCCCUACGCGGGUGGUGUUUUCCUUGUUACCAUUCAUUUCCCACCGGAUUAUCCUUUUAAACCUCCCAAGGUUGCCUUCAGGACCAAGGUAUUCCAUCCAAACAUAAACAGUAACGGGAACAUCUGCUUGGACAUACUCAAGGAACAAUGGAGCCCUGCGCUCACCAUAUCAAAGGUUUUACUCUCCAUAUGCUCACUGCUUACAGAUCCAAACCCUGACGAUCCUCUUGUUCCUGAAAUAGCCCAUAUGUACAAGGCCGACAAGAUCAAGUAUGAGUCUUCUGCUAGGAGCUGGACUCAAAAGUAUGCCAUGGGAUAGGCCCUGAACUCCACCAUAUAUGUUCUUGUUUGAUAGUACUAUGAAUUUUUCCAUCAAUGAGUAUCUAUUGGUCAUACUACUAAUUGCGCAGCUUAUAUAUAGUGUGCUGAAUAAAAACAAGGAAACGUUACCAGACAGUAGUAACUUGUAAUUUGAGUCUCUCAUUUCUCGGACAUAAAUGGUUGGCCACUUUUGAACUUAUGGUUCCCCUUGUUCUUAGGUCAUGGUGUGUGUAAACUACUACUAAAUCUGCUCUGCAUUUGCAAUAAAUCUCUCAUUGAUGGUUUAUUUA